Molecule: messenger RNA, 378 nt
Organism: Colletotrichum phormii
Lineage: Eukaryota; Fungi; Ascomycota; Sordariomycetes; Glomerellales; Glomerellaceae
Exons: 2
Coding region: 1-378 (125 amino acids)
Source: RefSeq, a predicted model, not a curated record
AUGAAGCUUUCCAAAGUCAUUCCGGCUUUGUUCCACUUGUCCCUCUCCGCCACCUGCUAUGCAGCGAAAUCAUUCUCCGCUUCGAAUCUUUACUAUGCUGCUGGCCUGAAUACCCAGCAACAGACCACAUUGUUCCAAGGCCUCCAGAGCGCUGGCAUCAAAGUCCUACGAGUAUGGCUUGACGGUCAAUCGGGAAGCGAGAAAGGCACAACGUUGGAAGACUUCAACAGCCUCCAGGGUGAUAGUCCUGAUGCGUGGGAUGACACUGUGCUCAGCCGCCUCGACAACUUUAUGGUUCACGCCCAUGAGUACGGCAUCAAGCUACUCGUCUCUGUCCACAGUUAUCCCAUCGAGUGCUGCAAGGCGACAGUACAUUGA